Messenger RNA from Oncorhynchus keta (chum salmon), 3006 nucleotides. It is a transcript of the gene prlh2r, whose product is annotated as prolactin releasing hormone 2 receptor. Gene Ontology annotation, biological process: G protein-coupled receptor signaling pathway. Gene Ontology annotation, cellular component: neuron projection; plasma membrane. The transcript has a single exon. Lineage: Eukaryota; Metazoa; Chordata; Actinopteri; Salmoniformes; Salmonidae. Gene Ontology annotation, molecular function: neuropeptide Y receptor activity; neuropeptide binding. The coding region runs from base 94 to 1314 and encodes 406 amino acids. The record is from RefSeq and is a predicted model, not a curated record.
GAUGCUGUUUUCCCUGAUGAUGUUUUCUCUGAUGAUGGUUUCUCUGAUGUUGGUUUCUCUGAUGUAUUCCCUGUUCUGUUGUGUUUUACAGGGAUGGACAACAGGGAGUUUUCUCUGAACUGCUCUUGGGUAGAGAACACAUCUCUCCCUGCCUACUCCUCAACGUCCUCCUCCUCCUUCACUGGGUUGGAUCUCCUAUUUGACCUGAAGCCCCUAUUCAUCCCUCUCUACUCCAUGGUGAUCCUGGUCGCCUGCUCUGGCAACCUCCUGCUGCUCUUCCUCAUCGGGCUCAACAAGAAGAGACACAACACCACCAACUUCCUGAUCGGCAACUUGGCGCUAGUCGAUUUGGUCAUGUGCAUCUUCUGCGUGCCCCUGACGGCCUCCUAUGCCUUCGACAAGCGAGGGUGGCUCUUCGGACGCUUCAUGUGCCACUUUGUCACCUUGAUGCAGUCGGCGACGGUUUUCGCAGCCGUCUUGUCACUCACAGCCAUUGCAGUGGACCGGUACGUCGUUGUGGCCUAUCCCAUUCGCAGGCGGUUGGGUUGCCAGUUUUGCUGGGGUUUGGUGGCUGCCAUCUGGUUGUGUAGCCUUGCGUUCUCCACUCCCACGGCUCUCCACAUUGGCUACCUGGACCUGAGCGCCACCGGUCUCCACAUGGUCGUCUGUGAGGAGUUCUGGCAUGGCCAGGAGCGGGGACGCCUUGUCUACUCCUGCUUUGUCCUGGUCUUCUCUUACUUUGUGCCACUCGCCGCUGUGUCUGCAUCCUACCUCGCUAUCUCCUACCACUUGAGACAAAGGAACAUUUCUGGUUUGAUGGCGGCGGGUCCUGUUUCCAAUCAAAUGAACUGGGGGCGAAAGAGAAGAAAGACUUUCUGCCUCCUCCUUGUGUCGGUGCUCUGCUUCGCCUUCUCCUGGCUCCCUCUUCAGGUGGUCAAUCUCAUCCGUGACCUGGAUACUGACUUCACCAUCCUGGGCAAGAGCCACGUCAACGUGAUCCAAGUGUCGUGCCACCUGUUAGCUAUGAGCUCGGCGUGCUACAACCCAUUUAUCUACGCGUCGCUCCACGACAAGUUCCUGUCCUGCCUGUGUCAUCGUGACCUCUUCCCCCGUCACAGAGGAGUGGGGGGUCGAGGGCCAAGGGGAAACAGCAGCAGCUUCAUGACAUCCCACCGACUGCACCGUGUGAACACCUUCUCCACCCUGGGCGACAUCCCGGUGGUUCUGGGGAACAAGAUGCCACAGGAGAGCUGGCUGUUGCGGCAGGCACAUAAGUCCUCAACCACUACAAUAAUUGACCAUAAUUACAUGUAGUUGGAGUUUGAAUGAGGAAGCACCUUAUGACACAUGGGCCAGAGCACUGAACGUGAAGGAUGUAUCUGAAAGAUCAAUUUUCUCCCCUUUGACCUCAUCCUCUAAUUAAUUCUGAGAAGGACGUCAGGAGAGAGUAAUCAGGAAAAUGCUAUUGAGAUAGAGUCCCUAUCGCUGAGACGUCAACCAACAAAACAUUUGGAAAUCAGGUGGGAUGAGGUUGGCACCAAUGUAGCUGACAGCUGCACCUGAACGAGCACGGAUCCAUGACAAAACAAUAUAUUUCUGAGCUUACAGUCACUGGAAGUCAUUGGUAGAAGAACACUGCCAAAAUAAAGGAAACACCAACAUAAAGCGUUGGGCAACCACCAGCCAGAAAAGCUUCAAUGCGCCUUGGCCUAGAUUCUACAAGUGUCUAGAAUAGGAGGGAUGUGACACCAUUUUCCUAUAAGAAAUUCCAUAAUUUGGUGUUUUGUUGAUGAUGGUGGAAAGCACCGUCUCAGGCGUCGCUCCAGAAUCUCCCAUAAGUUUUCAAUUGGGUUGAAAUAUGGUGACUGAGACAAGAAUGGAAUAUGGUUUACAUAAUUUCAUGCUCAUCAAACCAUUCAGUGACUACUAAUGCCCUGUGGGUGGGGGCAUUGUCAUCCUAAAGAGGGCUAGCAAAAUAAUGGCCUGCCCAGCAUUUUUCAUACAUGACACUAAGCAUGAUGGGAUGUUAAUUGCUUAAUUACCUUAAUUAAGCACCUGCUUUCAAUAUACUUUGUAUCCUUCAUUUACUCAAGUGUUUCCAUUAUUUUGUCAGUUACCUGUAUAUCUAUGAAAAUACAAUUUAUGCAGAUUUAUUUUUAAACACUUUUGUUGGCCACAAAAAACGAUCAUACUAUGAAGCAGAUCAAAAGGUGGUCAUUAUCUGUCAUAAUAAACAGGGUAGUUUGGGUCCUGAAUGCUGGUUGGCUGAAACAGCAUUCCAACGGUGUGUAUAUCAGACAAUAUACCACAGCUACGACACAAGUUAUUUUUUACUGUUAUAUUUAUGUUGGUAACGGGCUUAUAAUAGCAAUAAAGCAUCUUGGGGGUUUGUGUUAUAUGGUCAGUAUACCACUGCUAAGGGCUGUAUCCAGGCACUCUGCUUUGUGUUGUGCAUAAGAACAGCCCUUAGGCUGAGUAUAUUUAAGCAAUAUGGCCCGAGUGGGUGUGGUAUAUGGCCAAUAUACCAUGGCUAAGGGCUGUUCUUCGGCACGACGCAACGCGGAAUCGUGGUAUAUUGAGCAUAUAUCACAAACCCCCUAGGUGCCUUAUUGCUGUUAUAAACUGGUUACCAACGUAAUUAGAGCAGUAAAAAUAAUUGUUUUGUCUAACCCAUGGUAUCAAAUCAAAUUAUAUUUGUCACAUGCGCAGAAUACAACAAGUGUAGACCUUACAGUGAAAUGCUGACUGACAAGUCCUUAACCAACAAUGCAGUUUUAAGAAAAGUAAGUGUUAAGAAAUAGUUCAAUAAAAUAAACUGAAGUAAAAAAAUAGAAAAAUAACAAAUAACUAAAGAGCAACAAUAAAAUAAGAGUAGCGAGGCUAUAUUCAGGGGGUACUGGUACAGAGUCAAUGUGCGGGGGCACCGGUUAGUUGAGGUAACUGAUGUAAUAUGUACAUGUAGGUAGAGCUAAAGUGACUAUGCAUAGAUUAUAAACAGAGAGUAGC